AGCAGUGCGCCCGGACCGUUGAAUUGUUGGUGUAAACACAAUCUCACUCACAAGAUUGUAGAAGAAAGAGAGACUUGAGAGAAACUGUGUGACUCAGAAUCUCAUCGACCAUUCCCUCCUCAGAUUUCCGAAGCUGUGCUGGUCUCUGCAAUGCAACUGGAACAGUUCAAGAAUUUUUGCUCACUGGAUCACUUUGUGCUUGACCCAAACUAAACCUUUGUUUUCAAAUAACUCUCAACAGCCAAGGAUACAAUAUGUCGACAGAUUUUCCCAUGAGUCAUUUUUAUUAAGGAAUUUGUGUGGAGGAUCAAGACCCAUCAUCCAGUGCUGCAAAAAGUGACAAACAGAAGAGCCUCACCACCAGCACCAACCAGCUUGAUAUGUGAGCUGAGCGUCUCUGAAGAAGGGUCCUGACUCGAAACGUCAACUUUCCUGGUCCUCUGAUGCGGCCUGACCUGCUGUGUACCUCCAGCUCCACACUGCGAUAUCUCUGGCUCCAGCAUCUGCAGACGUGUGACGGAUGUGAAGAAACUGGUGAAAUGAGCAUGGCUAUGAGCAACGGGAAUGGUGACUUCAUGGUUCAGAGCAAUGGCAGUGUCCCAUCAAAUGCUAACGGUAACAGCGUCGCUGCAGCCUGUGAUGGAGUCCACCUCUCCGGGCAGCUGUCAGCCAAGGAGACUUCAAGGGCAAAAGUGAGUCACAACAGUGGUACACUGCCGAAUGGUACUGUUAAGCCUUCUUGCGUCUUUACAGACAAUACGAUAAACAACCAAAGACCUGUGGCAUUGCUGCCACAAUGUUGCCACCAUUGUCCAUACCAUCAUCCUUUGUGUUGUCACAGUAACCAGCCAGAUUGCCAUUCUUUGGGAAAUACCACCAUCACCUCUCCAUUGACUCCUUCCUGCCUGCAAACUCACUCCGAGUACCCAACAUCUGUGUGCCAAAGCACUUCCCCUCUCCAUCCGGCCAGCUGCUGCCUCCAGCCUGUCUCUUCUCUCAUCGAUCACACUCCCCUUUGUCUUCAUCAUCGGUGGCCUGACCAUUUCCAGCAUCAACCUGUGCAACAGCAACACAUCCCUGACAUCAGACCUCCAAGGCUUUUCCGAUUUCCACGAAGUUAUGCAGCUCUGAUAGCUGACUGGCCAGUGGUGGUCCUAGGGAUAUGCACAGUGCUCAUUGUGAUCUGUGCACUGGUUGGAAUCCUGGUACCAGACCUGCCUGACUUCUCAGACCCACUGCUGGGCUUUGAGCCAAGAGGAACAGCGAUUGGCCAGAGAUUGGUCACCUGGAACAACAUGGUGAAAAACACAGGAUAUCAAGCCACACUUGCAAAUUAUCCUUUCAAAUACGCAGAGGAACAAGCCAAAAGCCAUCGAGACGACCGAUGGUCAGAUGAUCCCUAUGACAGAGACAAGCGGCAGGCAGAGUGGAAUUUCCACAAGGACAGCUUCUUCUGUGAUGUUCCCAGUGACCGAUACUCUCGGGUCGUGUUUGCUUCAGCAGAUGGGGAAAACUUGUGGCGAACGCAAUCAAUUAAAUCAAUGUGCAAUCUUGACAAUGCCAGGAUCCGUUCACACUCGCAGUUUGGGGAACUUUGUCAGAGGACCUCGGCUGCCUCCUGCUGCCCCAGCUGGACACUGGGCAACUACAUCGCCAUCCUCAACAAUCGAUCAUCCUGCCAGAAAAUCACCGAGCGAGACGUGGCGCACACGCUGAAACUCCUCCGCUCCUGUGUUAAAUAUUACCACAACGGGACCCUGGGGCCAGAAUGCUGGGACAAGACCACGCGUCGUAAGGACCAGCUCAAGUGCACAUCUGUGCCGCGCAAGUGCACCAAGUACAACGCUGUUUACCAAAUCCUUCACUAUUUGGUGGACAAAGACUUUUUGAGCCCACAGACAUUGGACUACGUGAUUCCAGCAUUAAAGUACAGCAUGCUGUUCGUCCCCACUGAGAAAGGGAAAAGCAUGAUGGACAUUUACUUGGACAAUUUUGAGAACUGGAACUGUUCAGAUGGUGUCACCACCAUUGCAGGAAUCGAGUUUGGGAUCAAGCACAACUUGUUCCAGGACUACCUUCUGAUGGAUACUGUGUAUCCUGCCAUUGCAAUUGUGGUUGUUCUGUUGAUAAUGUGCGUGUACACCAGGUCCAUGUUCAUCACUUUGAUGACCAUGUUCGCCAUCAUCAGCUCCUUAAUUGUCUCCUACUUCCUCUACAGGAUUGUGUUUGGCUUCAAGUUUUUCCCCUUCAUGAACCUCACAGCACUCAUUAUCCUGGUGGGGAUAGGGGCCGAUGAUGCCUUUGUGCUGUGCGAUGUCUGGAACCAUACCAAGUUCGAUAAGCCCAAGGCUGAGUUGGCAGAAACCGUGAGUGUCACCCUGCGUCAUGCGGCCCUCUCCAUGUUUGUCACCAGCUUCACCACCGCAGCUGCCUUCUACGCCAAUUAUGUCAGCAACAUCACUGCCAUCCGCUGCUUUGGUGUGUACGCUGGCACUGCCAUCCUGGUCAAUUACAUUCUGAUGGUGACUUGGCUGCCAGCAGUGGUGGUGCUGCAUGAACGUUACCUGUUACACUUUUUCCAGUGCGGUGAGAGGCCUGGCCAGCGAGCUGAGCACUAUGGCUACCUGGCCCAGUUCUGCUGCUGGCUGCAACGCCUCCUGCUGGCUGCCUCUGAGACCUCCCGCAUAUUCUUCGAGAAGGUGCUGCCCUGCAUCGUCAUCAAGUUCCGCUACAUCUGGCUCUGCUGGUUCCUUGCCCUGACUGUCGGCGGCGCCUACAUUGUCUGUGUGGACCCCAAGAUGAAGCUGCCGUCGCUCGAGCUCUCCGAGUUCCAGGUCUUCCGCUCAUCGCACCCCUUCGAGCGCUAUGAUGCCGAAUUCCGCCAGCUGUUUGUGUUCGAACGGGUGCACCACGGCGAGGAGCUACACAUGCCCAUCACGUUGGUGUGGGGCAUUGCCCCUGUGGAUGCUGGCGACCCCCUCAACCCUCACAACAAAGGCCAGCUGCGGCUGGACUCGACGUUCGAUGUGGCCAGUCCCAGCUCACAGCUCUGGCUUCUGCACUUCUGCCAGCGUCUGAGGAACCAGAGCUUCUUCCACCAGACCGACGAGCAGGACUUCACCAGCUGCUUUGUGGAGACCUUCCGCCAGUGGAUGGAGAACCAGGACUGUGAGGAGCCCACCUUGUACCCUUGUUGCAGCCAGUCCACCUUCCCCUAUAAGCAGGAGGUGUUUGAGCUCUGCAUCAAGCGGGCCAUCAUGGAGUUGGAGCACAGCACUGGCUACCAUUUGGACAGCAAGACCCCGGGGCCCCGCUUUGACAUCAACGACACCAUCCGGGCUGUGGUGCUGCAGUUUCAGAGCACCUACCUCUUCACGCUGGCCUACGAGAAAAUGAGCCGAUUCUACAAAGAGGUGGAUGCCUGGAUUGUGGAGGAGCUGAAAGCUGCUCCAGUUGGCCUCAGCAAUGGCUGGUUUGUCAGCGGCCUGGAAUUCUUCGACCUCCAGGACAGCCUGUCCGAUGGCACCCUGGUGGCCAUGGGCCUGUCGGUGGCUGUGGCCUUUAGCGUCAUGUUGCUCACCACCCGCAAUGUGGUGAUUAGCCUCUACGCCAUUGUCUCCAUCACGGGCACCAUCUUUGUGACGGUGGGCUCAUUGGUGCUGCUGGGCUGGGAGCUGAAUGUGCUGGAGUCUGUCACCAUCUCUGUGGCUGUGGGUUUGGCUGUCGACUUUGCCGUCCAUUACGGUGUGGCCUAUCGCCUGGCGCCGGAGGCAGACCGCGAGGGGAAGGUGGUCUUCUCCUUGAGCCGGAUGGGCUCAGCUAUUGCCAUGGCCGCCCUGACCACCUUUGUGGCUGGUGCCAUGAUGAUGCCCUCCACGGUUCUGGCGUACACGCAGCUCGGGACCUUCAUGAUGCUCAUCAUGUGCAUCAGCUGGGGCUUCGCCACCUUCUUCUUCCAGUGUAUGUGCCGCUGCCUGGGGCCACAGGACUCCUGUGGCACCAUUCCUCUGCCCAGAAGGUUGCAGUGCCAGGGUCUGACACUGUCCCCACCUCCCCAUGGUGGCCACAGGUCGAGAGAGGGCAAGAGGGCCUGCCGUACCCACAAACACCAGCCAGCUGGUGGGGAGGGCGAUCACCUGGACACUGAGCAUGAACAUUAUGAGCUGGAGCCCCUGGCCACCAGGGAGGGUGCUGAGGCUGGGGAGAAGAGACCAGGUACCAUUGGUGACAGCGAAGAACUGCGCACCAAUCCUCGGCUAUUGAACGGGACCCGUGUACCCGCCUGCCGCCCAGGCAGACCGAACCGGCCAACAACCAGCCUGCCGAUGCAAACCAAGCCACCGCUGCCUUCCAUCCGUUCUUUCCAGAUGAGCACACGGCUGAACAGUGUCCCGCACUCCCUGGACAGUGUCACUGCCCGAGUUCACACCAACCCCCAUUAAAGCCCCUUCUCCAACACCGCCAGUGGGUUGGGGGGGCAGUACUGGGGGAAGAAGCAGGGCAAGAGCAACCUGGAGUCUUAAACAUCCAGCAGGCUGUGUGUGGUUUCUCAUCCCAUUUCCUUGAUGCCUCACUCUUCAGGGGUAACAUGUUGCCAGCACCGGCCUGACAGCCUGGAGAGCCGUGCACAAGCCUACAUGGCCGUGCCACCUCAGUGACUACAAUCCCACCCCCCCACAACACACUCCCUCACUAAGCAACCUGUACCCCACCCCUGUCCCCCACCCCCCUCCAAACCACUCCCUCACUCACUAACCUGUACCCCAUCCCUCUCCCCCACCCCCCUGUAACCCACUCCUUCACUCAGCAACCUGUACCCCAUCCCUCUCCCCCUCCCCUCUGCAACCCACUCCCUCACUCACCAACCUGCACCACGUCCCUCUCCCCCACCCCCCUGCAACCCACUCCUUCACUCACCAACCUGCACCAUGUCCCUCUCCCCCACCCCCCUGCAACCCACUCCCUCACUCACCAACCUGCACCAUGUCCCUCUCCCCCACCACCCUGCAACCCACUCCCUCACUCACCAACCUGCACCACGUCCCUCUCCCCCACCCCCAGCAACCCACUCCCUCACUCACCAACCUGCACCACGUCCCUCUCCCCCACCCCCCGCAACCCACUCCCUCACUCACCAACCUGCACCAUGUCCCUCUCCCCCACCCCCCGCAGCCCACUCCCUCACUCACCAACCUGCACCACGUCCCUCUCCCCCACCCCCUCCAAACCACCCGUUUACUCACUACCCUGUCGUUCUUCAUUUAGAGAUGCAGAUCCCUCAAAGUUCUCUUCCUGGAAACUUCUGCCUUUCUUUCAGCCCCACGUGAGAUUAAAAAGCCAAAAAGAAUCUCUCAGCUCUCAUGUCCAGAGAGGACCAGGGGCACUUGAAGGUGGGACCAAUGCUUGGAACCCUUUCAGACUGCAGUGUCUCCCCUGGGAGAUCUGCAAACACCAAACCCUGUAUUGUCUUUAUGUCCCUGUCCGUUAAUCAUGGGAACUCCUCAGGACAGCACAUGCCAAAGGCCAAGAGUUCUUGAUCCAAUAGCCACCACAGACUUUAAUGGAGAGCGAGAGAGAGAGCACAUGAAGCAGACCUACAAUAGGCUACGUUGUAACCACGCCCAGCACUUCUGUUAAACAGAGCCCUCUGAGCCAGGACUGAACCACACCAUAUUCCCGGAUUCCCGCAUUCUGAGGCAGCGCACCCUCACUUUGCUUGCUGCCUCAUGUCACGGCCUAGCGACUGACCCCUGAAGAUAACAAGGCGCAAUUGUAUCGACACUUCUUCCAAAGGUGGAAUGAAGCCAGCACGCCUGCUGCUCUGGACAAUGCAUUCAGAACUAAAGUCUGUGAACCCUUUGUUAUAUGAAGGGGAGGACACUGCAAGGGUGCUUAACUCAAACUGAAGGCAACAUGUCUUCACACCUUUUCAAAGGGGUGGAUGGGUAGGAAGGGGGAAUGAGGGCUGAUCAGAGUGACACCCAACAAUAAAAACUGAAAUAACAGCAAGUUAAAGAAACACAAUGUAAGUCAGAGAUUGCGCCACAAUCAUUUGUUUUCAAAGAUAGUUCUUUGUUCUUUUUAUCUUCCCAGUUAUUUGUCCCGACGUCUUCCACAGCACCUCUUCUGUGAGACUGCCCUGGAGAUGCCAACAGUUCUUACCAAUGAGGCCAUUCCUCACACCGUGUUCAUGUUAGCGGGCUCUCAGAGACCGUGGAAUGGGUGGGUGGGUGUUAACACACAUUACAUUGAAUCCCAAUCAGCUCCUCUACACAUUCCCAGUUAGCAUCCGGGGUUGCUGUACAGCCCAGCUCAACGUACUCCCCCUGCCCUCAGUACAUUGAGGCCCGUGCAACAUUGUGAUUAUUUCCUCACUUUGUUAAUUCAGCGUUGCCCCGAGGAUGGAGCUGAAGCUGUGCUUGGUUCUUAUGGUUCAGGAUGAAUGGUUGCAGUUAUAAUGAUCUAUUCAGGCCCUGUAGGAUUCUUAUCCCGAUCCAUAUCCCGAUUACACCAGCAAAAUAUUAGAUGGAUUUAAUUCCUUGCUAGUUUAAAUCUGGUUUAAAUUCCCUGAUUCCUUUCCACGUCCACAACGGGCCAGGUACAGCCUGUGGUGAGGUUCCAAAGCCCAUCUUUUGCCACAUGGCUGUAAGUGAGAGCAGGCCAGGAGAUAAAUACCAUGUUCCCUUCCUUCCCACAUCCCACGCUGAUGCAGAGAAUGGGAGGGUGGGGGGAUUGAGCAGGUGCCUGAGCUUUCAGUGUCACAUUUUGUCUCCUCUGUGCUGUCUGCACCUUCCCUGUUGUUUUGGAAUGAAACCUGCUGUUGCAAACACCCCUCCAAGUUACUCACCGUCCUGACUUGGAAAUGUGUCCUUGUUCCUUCAGCACUGUGUCAAAAUCCUGGAAUCCCUGUGCCACAGCACUGUGGGUGUCACGGACUGCAGUGGUUCAAGAACGCAGCUCCCCCCGCCGCCUUCUCAGUGGCAGUCAGGGAUGAGCAGGUAAUGCUGGUCCAGCUAGUGACACCCCCUAGCCCCCUCCUAUGAUUCUAAAGCAAGCCCACUGUCCUUUGGUGGGGCUUCGGGGAGAAUGCUGCCCUAAAAGAGGGACCAUUUUGUUUUCCCGUUGUCAGAGUGUGCUGCUGCUGACACCAUGUCAGAAAUGCAAUAAAACAGGACAUUUCAUUUACUGCACACUCGUGUUUGUCUUUCAACGGCCCUGGAGCUGCGCCAGUUUCCAGCCCAAGAGAAAGUAUUGUCAUAGCUCAAACACUGUCAGCCUCCUAUUAAUGACAUACGAUCCACGUGACCAUCAGUGAACUCUCAUUGCUCCAGUCUGACCGAUGUCCCAGUGCAGACUCCCCUUCCUGACCAUAAAAGCCAAUCAAAUCCCACCAGACCUUUCUGAAGAAGGGUCUAGGCCCGAAACGUCAGCCUUCCUGCUCCUCUGAUGCUGCUUGGCCUGCUGUGUUCAUCCAGCUCUACACCUUGUUAUCUCAGACCUUAAGAUGUUGUGCAUCAUUAGCCAUUGGAUCAGUCCUGUCUCUCUUUGCUCACACCGCCCCCCGCCCCCAUCAUCUCCCUAUAGCAUUGUUUCCAGCAUACUUCAGGAAUAAAUGAGCCCAUAUCAUGUUUUUACAGAGGUUUUUGUAUACAUUUUGGGAGCAAUUUGAGGCAAUGGUGAAUCUGAAACCUUCAGUCGAUCAGCCCAAUCACCUCCAUCCGAUUCCACUUUUUAUUUCUUUUUGACCCAAGUUAAGCUUGGGUGAAUAAUUUAACACUUGCAUUCUUAAUGUAUGCUUUAUGCUAUUUAAAAAGAAAUGUUAC
This is a messenger RNA of Stegostoma tigrinum, 7823 nucleotides long. RefSeq names its product dispatched homolog 1 (Drosophila) (gene disp1). The transcript is spliced from 11 exons. Bases 444 to 4442 code for a protein of 1332 amino acids. NCBI's taxonomy places the organism in Eukaryota, Metazoa, Chordata, Chondrichthyes, Orectolobiformes, Stegostomatidae. The record is from RefSeq and is a predicted model, not a curated record. Gene Ontology annotation, cellular component: membrane.